Molecule: messenger RNA, 544 nt
Organism: Penaeus monodon (black tiger shrimp)
Lineage: Eukaryota; Metazoa; Arthropoda; Malacostraca; Decapoda; Penaeidae
Source: RefSeq, a predicted model, not a curated record
UCAAAGUACCAACAAAUGCAAGAGAAAAAAUCGAACUAGCAGAAAUCAACAAAAAAUCGAACUAGCAGAAAUCAACAAAAAAUCGAACUAGCAGAAAUCAACAAACUCAUCAGAAAAAAGCAACGAGAAGAUCUGAGAAAAUUUCGCACGGCGGCUGCCCUUGAAGUCAUCCGACAAGGGAAAGGUUUCAAAAUGGCGAAAAGAAAACUGAACAGAGGUAGGCUCCAACUAACAGGCGUACGUGAAGAAGACGGCACCCUUACAACAGAUCGUGAACGGGUUGUGUCCAGAGCACAAGAGUUCUACGAAAAGCUGUACUCAUCAACACGCCCAGAGCCUCCACCACCACCACCAACAGAACAAAAACCAGCCCCCGAAGAACCUGAGAUACAACAGAGGUUUCACGAAUUCCCUGAUAUCAAAGACUGGGAGGUAAAACUAGCAGUUAAACAAUCCAAAAAAGGAAAGGCACCAGGGCCGGACAACAUCACCAUCGAUCUGAUCGAAGCGGCUGGAGACGUAGUCUAUGACAAACUCGCUACCU